Molecule: messenger RNA, 825 nt
Organism: Ostreobium quekettii
Lineage: Eukaryota; Viridiplantae; Chlorophyta; Ulvophyceae; Bryopsidales; Ostreobiaceae
Source: the annotation of a GenBank genome assembly
AUGAUUCGGCUUGCGGAGGCAUUUUUAUCGUGGGCGGUGGCCUUCGUUUGGCGGAGACUCGCACGCCUGCUGGAGAGGCCCAUCCGCUGCAAGCGUGCGCUGCUGGUCACGGCCCACCCCGAUGACGAGACCAUGUUCUUCGCGCCAACCCUGCUGAGCCUGGACGAAGCUGGCUGCGAUACACACCUGUUGUGCCUGUCAAAAGGUGACGCAUAUGGACUAGGAGAUACAAGGAAGAAUGAACUCUUGGAUGCCUGCAACGUUUUGAAGGUGCCGCCAAUCAACGUCAAAGUCAUUGACCAUGACAAGUUGCAGGAUGGCAUGCAGGAGAUCUGGGAUGAAACGACCAUCAGCGCCCUUGUGGCAGAAGAGGUGCAACGCCAUUGCAUUGACACGAUUAUUACCUUCGAUGCACAUGGCGUCUCUGGACAUCCCAAUCAUUCAGCAACUUUCAGGGGGAUUAUGUUGUAUCUGCAAAGCCAAGAGGGACAAAAGGAACGGCCCUGCGUCUGGACUUUGGUGAGCUGCAGCGUCUUCCGCCAAUUUUCUGGUGUGGUGAACAUCCCCGCCACCUGGCUGAUAUCACAUCCUUCUGCUGCAGUCAUCCUGACUCGUGACCCUGCAGCAUCUUGGAUGGCUAUGCGUCAGCAUGCCAGUCAGUGGGUAUGGUUUCGAUGGCUGUUCAUCGCAUUUUCAUCAUAUGUGUACAUCAACGCGCUGCUGCCCAUCCAGUUCAGUUUGAGUGGGAGUCCACAAGCUGCUGCAAAGGGUGGACGCCAAUCCUCUGUUGAGCACUGUACAGGCCACAAGGCAAGGAAGGAAUGA